UGUAUGUAUAGCUCAUCUCAAUGUCUCCAACCGCCAAAAAGAUAGAAAAGGCAAAUCUUUUUUCUCCAAACUCUCUCGCCAUUUUGAAAUUUCCCCGUUUCUGCGAUUCGGGUUCAUCAGAUUCUGAAGCCUCGCGUUCGAAUUCGAUUAGGGUCCGGCGAGCGGGUGAGAAAAGGUUUCGUCUUUGGGGGUUCUUGUGAAAUGGCGGGGAUUUGAAGGAGGAAGAAGAAGGUUUGAGUUGGGACUCAUAGAGAUUUUUUAGGGUUUCUGGAUCCGGCGGCGUAGCGGCGGAGAUGAGCGCGUCGAGAUUCAUAAAGUGUGUCACCGUCGGCGAUGGUGCUGUCGGAAAAACCUGCAUGCUGAUUUCUUACACCAGCAACACUUUUCCCACGGACUAUGUUCCAACUGUUUUCGACAACUUCAGUGCAAAUGUGGUGGUUGAUGGGAACACAGUCAAUCUUGGAUUGUGGGAUACUGCUGGUCAGGAAGACUACAACAGGCUACGGCCAUUGAGUUACCGUGGUGCGGAUGUAUUCAUUCUUGCUUUCUCACUUAUUAGCAAGGCCAGUUAUGAGAACGUUGCCAAGAAGUGGAUCCCCGAGCUCAGGCAUUAUGCUCCUGGCGUUCCAAUUAUUCUCGUUGGAACAAAACUUGAUCUUCGAGAUGACAAACAGUUCUUCAUAGACCAUCCUGGUGCGGUGCCGAUUACUACAAACCAGGGUGAAGAACUAAGGAAACUGAUUGGGGCUCCAGUCUACAUUGAAUGCAGUUCAAAAACUCAGCAGAACGUGAAGGCCGUGUUUGACGCCGCCAUUAAAGUUGUGCUUCAACCUCCUAAGCAGAAGAAGAAGAAAAAGAACAAGAACCGAUGCUCGUUCUUGUGAUCACUUGAAAAAAACAUAUAGGUAAAAGAAGAAGAAACAAAAUCUGAAAAAAAGUUGGCAUGAAUUCAGAAACCUCUUCUCUUGGCUGUUCAUCACGUACCCUGUUUACUUAUUAUCAUCGGCCCAGCGUUUUGUAUAGCUUGCUCGUUUUUUUUCUUCAACUCUUGUUGGUGGUGAAGCUGAUUUCCAGGGGUUUAGUGAGUUUGAGCAUUUUAUAACCUCAGAGAUAAAAGGAAGAAGGAUGAAAUACUUGGUUAUGUAGACUAAUCUUCUUUUCAUUGUUGCUGGGGAUUUGUUUUGUAUUCGGCAGGUGAUUAUUUCCAUUGUAAUAUUGCCGUUUUAAGCUAUGAUUUGGAUAAUAUGAAAUUGCUUCUGGAUGGACU
Tarenaya hassleriana is the source of this 1267-nucleotide messenger RNA. Its product is annotated as rac-like GTP-binding protein ARAC5. Gene Ontology annotation, biological process: establishment or maintenance of cell polarity; small GTPase-mediated signal transduction; actin filament organization. The transcript has 7 exons. Gene Ontology annotation, cellular component: nucleus; cytoplasmic vesicle; cell projection. Gene Ontology annotation, molecular function: GTP binding; protein kinase binding; GTPase activity. Bases 294 to 884 code for a protein of 196 amino acids. Lineage: Eukaryota; Viridiplantae; Streptophyta; Magnoliopsida; Brassicales; Cleomaceae. The record is from RefSeq and is a predicted model, not a curated record.